Phoenix dactylifera (date palm) is the source of this 1939-nucleotide messenger RNA. Its product is annotated as putative lipase ROG1. The record is from RefSeq and is a predicted model, not a curated record. Gene Ontology annotation, biological process: lipid metabolic process. NCBI's taxonomy places the organism in Eukaryota, Viridiplantae, Streptophyta, Magnoliopsida, Arecales, Arecaceae.
CGGACGGUGGGGAUCUAAUUUUCAUAUUUGCGCGGCCGCAUAGAAACGCCAAGACGAUCGUUCGCAUAAUAAAACAGCAGGUAGUCAGCCAGGUGGAGAGGCCACCAGGAACAAGAGGGGAGGAGUUGGAGAAGUCGGAUAUUCCAUGCGACCAGGAAUAAGAGGCCACCAGGAAUCUUCUAUGCGACCGCCAAGUCCAGCUUUGAACGAAGAGGAAAUGAGCCCCGGAUAGAGAGAGAAAGAGAGCUGCGAUGACAUUUAGAAUCUAGAUGGAAGAACCACCGAGACUAUAAAACCCUAUUGCCCCACCUCGGCCGAUCGAUCCGACGAGAUCGAAGUCUCGACAUGGCUCCAGCGGCGGCGGCGGUGGCGGUGGCGGGGGAGGCGCGAGGAGGAGGAGAGGCCAUGAAUGGGGGAAAGCGGAGCAGAAGGAAGGGACGGAGACACUCGGCUUAUCUCCGUCGGCUGAGUUGCUUCAAGCCCGCCGCCGAUCUGCCGGCGGCGUGUGGCGGCGGAGACGACGUGGAAGGGGAGCGUCGGAUCCCAACGCAUCUGGUGGUGACGGUGAAUGGCAUCAUCGGAAGUGCUGCAAAUUGGAGAUUUACUGCAAAACAGUUUGUGAAGAAAUAUCCCGAAGAUGUUAUCGUGCUUUGCAGUGAAUGUAAUUACUUAACCCUCACAUUUGAUGGUGUUGACGUAAUGGGAGAAAGACUAGCAGAAGAGGUCAUAUCGGCUGUUGCACGUAGACCGGAGCUUCAAAAAAUCUCCUUUGUUGGGCAUUCACUAGGUGGCUUGAUUGCAAGAUAUGCAAUUGGUAUAUUAUACGGAAAAGAUGUGCCAAGGAAUCCUCCAGAGGAAAAUGGUGGCUGUAAAACUUAUACAUCUGGAGCUCAAUGCAUGGAAGAAAAAUUAAAAAGAAAAAUUGCUGGACUGGAGCCAAUGAAUUUUAUAACUUUUGCAACACCUCACCUCGGCUCAAGAUUGCACAAACAGAUCCCAAUACUCCGUGGCUCCUAUGCGCUAGAAAAGAUGGCAUAUCAUAUUUCAUGGAUUAUUGGAAGAACAGGAAAGCAUCUGUUCCUUAAAGACCGUGAAGAGGGAAAGCCUCCUCUUCUACUCCGGAUGGUCAAUGACUCUGGAGAUCUCAAAUUCAUGUCUGCUUUGCAAUCUUUCAAGCGAUGUGUUGCUUACUCAAAUGCUUGUUAUGACUUUAUUGUUGGCUGGAAGACAUCUUCGAUACGUCAUCAAGAUGAGCUUCCCAAGCGUGAAAGUUUCACAAAGAAUGGCCAAUAUCCACACGUCGUCUAUGUGGAGAAACCCAAAACUGCUAUCGUGCAGCAGGAAGACUUUUCAGAGACAAUGAUUUCUCAACCAAAAUCUGCAAGCGAGAUGGAAGAGGCAAUGAUCAAAGGUUUAACCACAGUUCCAUGGGAAAGAGUAGAUAUCAGCUUCCAAAAAAGUGUACAAAAAAUUUUUGCUCACUGUACUAUUCAGGUAAAUACAUACUUCAUAAAUUCAGAUGGUGCAGACGUGAUCUUUCACAUGAUCGACAAUUUUCUUUUAUAAUGAACAGUCUCAGCUUUUUCUAAUCUACAAAGAUGUAGUCUCUCCAAUUUCCUAAAUUAAGUUGAAGGGAGAAAAAUGAUUCAUGUAGCCGAUUCCAACUAGUUUAGCAUUAAGGCUUAGUUGAGUCGAGUUGUAGUUUCUCCAAUAUGAGAUGGUCAUCCAUGUAUUUAUGUCUAAGCUUUUGCAACUAGAUUUAAGAAGUUCUUGGGAAAACAUUUUUGAGUAUGGUGUCAAAACAGGCCAUGUAUAAGUCUCUUAAAGGAUUGCAUCCUGGUCUAGGGAAGGAAGGGAAUGUAGUGAAUUGUCCCAAAGGUACAUGCUUAGGAGGCCUCGAAUACCUGCACAAUUAAUGCAAAUUAUAAAAGUUUAUAGA